Esox lucius (northern pike) is the source of this 8906-nucleotide messenger RNA. RefSeq names its product HECT, C2 and WW domain containing E3 ubiquitin protein ligase 2b (gene hecw2b). Bases 1650 to 6290 code for a protein of 1546 amino acids. Lineage: Eukaryota; Metazoa; Chordata; Actinopteri; Esociformes; Esocidae. Gene Ontology annotation, biological process: regulation of dendrite morphogenesis. The record is from RefSeq and is a predicted model, not a curated record. The transcript is spliced from 31 exons. Gene Ontology annotation, molecular function: ubiquitin-protein transferase activity; protein binding.
AUGUUCGUAAAUUGAUGUCAGUGUUUCAAACAUAUUUUGGCAACUGGCUUUUAAUAAAGUUAUUUAACCUUACAAAACGCGAUUUCAGAAUUUCAUUUUUACAUUUCGGGGUGAAUAUCUACAUUUGCUUGCAUCGAUUCGGCCUGUCGCCCAGGAAAGACGCCAGAAAAAUAGGGAAGUAUUUAUUUACUUGCUACUUCAGGAACGGAAACAGCGCGGCGGAUAUGGGGUAUUUAAAAUAAAUAAGAUAUGAGGGUUUUAUCACGGACUUGAUGUCUUGCAUAUACAUUCUUACGGAGUUCAUCGACUAUUACUAUGAAAUAUAACAGAUGACAUAUCGCAACCUCGGACCGAGAAGAACCAGCUUUGACGGAUGACAUUUGACACACUGCCGCCGCAAAAGAGCGCUGCAUCCCGGCUGCGAAAAGAUAGACCGUCGGUGGGGCACGGCCCAUAUUGGUUCCGUCUUCAAUUAGUCGACCAUGAUCAAAUACCUAGCUAGCUACUGCCACUUCCUUUGGACUUCAAAUUCGCCGUAAACCCUACAACGGAAAAGCGGCCUUGAAGUGUCGUUGGGAUACUGUUCGGUUUUCCACAUAAUUUUUUUACGGUGUACAACCUUCAUCAUCGUCAUCUUCAUCAUCAGUACCACCUCAGGCCUGGGCUUUCCCCUCCGCCUCCCCAGAACCCUGUUUCUCCCUACUGGAGGAAGACAAUCUCAAUGGGUCUGGAGAGUUGUUCCAUAUGCGCACCCUAGGCCCAGUCCACCCUAGGCCCAGUCCACCCUAGGCCCAGUCCACCCUAGGCCCAGUCCACCCUAGGCCCAGUCUAACAUCGCUCCACUCCAACCCCCCACAAACAUAAGAGCUCCCUCGCCCCCAUCGCCCCCUCCCUUCCUUCUUCUCUCACCAGCCCCUCCCACCACGCGGCCUCAUGGGUUCCAAAGAGAGGUCAUGGUUCAGCCCACACUCAGACUGACCCGUCGGUGGUUGUUGAAGUAAAGAUGAGUGUUCUGAUGUGUAUCAGGAGGGAAACUGGGCUUCAGGAGAAAUGACAUGGAAAGCACUGAGAACAGGAAGUGACCUCAGCAACGGUCCAUUUCCUGUUCGUCUAACGCCAGGAACCAGUCAAUGGAUAGAUGCUCAGUUCAGACCCGGAUCUCCAACACAUCAGUCCAGCUGCCUUCAUAAGUCCUUCAACAGCGACAUUAUUCACAGUGCUUUCCGUCAGCCUUUGUUAGCCCCCAGACCGUAACAGCGGACCAGGCAGGAGGAGGUCCCUGGCAGCGUCAGCUAACCUGUAACCCGGUCUGGUCGGCCAGUUGGUUGUUGGAUUCUGACUCUGCUGUUGCCCCAGGAAGAGGUUUCUCUAACUCUGACUAGCUUUGCAGUGUCUAUCGGUGGUCUGGGGGUGAGUUCCCCUGGCCUGUGGCCCUCGUUUGUGGGGUCAUUGUUGGGCGAGGCCCAGAUUUCUCCUCCCUGGUCCCUUGUCCGGCCUCCACCAUUCGCCCCUCCCUAGCCACGGCCGUCCUCCCCCCCCGCCCCCGUCCCCACCCUUCCUCCCCCCAUCACCAUCACCCCCCACACCAACACUCCCCUCAUCAUCACCUGCAGUCUCCGCCUCCGAACUCCUCCCCCGCAGCCACCACCAUGGCCACCGCCUCCACCACAGCUCGCGAGCACCUCCUGGUGGUGAGGAGGCGCAACCCGCACAUGCGCUACGCUAUCAGCCCCGAAAACCUGCGCUCUCUCUCGGCCCAGGGGGGUGAUGGGGUAGGCCCCAGGGGUCAUGGGAGUGAGAGGUCAUCUGGUGAGCGAUCAGGGGUCGGAGGGCAAGGAGAGGGUCACAGUGGCGGACUGCAGAGGGCCAAUAGUGACACUGACCUGGUUACCUCGGAGACCAGGUCGUCGCUGACAGCGUCAACGUAUGAGUUCACCAUGGGGCGGGGCCAAAACCUGGUCAUUAACUGGGACAUCAAGGAGGAAGUGGACGCCACGGACUGGAUCGGACUCUACCACAUUGAUGAGACGUGUCCUGCUAAUGUGUGGGACUCCAAGAACCGCGGGGUAAACGGAACCCAGAGAGGACAGAUCAUCUGGAGCCUGGACCCUGGACCUUACUUAAUGGAGCCUGAGACUAAGAUCUGCUUUAAGUACUACCAUGGAGUAAGUGGAGCCCUGAGAGCCACAACCCCCUGCAUCACAGUCAAGAACCCUGGUGUCCCUGUUGGAGCGGAAGGUCAAGCAGAGGGCCAGUCAGCCACAGAGAACUGUCGGAAACUUGUCAGCUUUACUUUGUCAGAUAUCCAUGCGUUGGGUCUUAAAAAGGGGAUGUUUUUCAACCCGGACCCCUACCUGAAGAUGUCCAUCCAUCCUGGGAAGAGGAGUGGCUUCCCCACCUUUACACACCACGGACAGGAGAGACGCUCUGCCAUCAUCUCCAACACCACCAACCCUGUCUGGCACGGAGAGAAGUACACGUUUGUGGCUCUGAUGACAGAUGUCUUGGAAAUCGAGGUGAAGGAUAAGUUUUCUAAAAGCCGACCAAUCAUCAAGCGUUUCCUGGGUCAGCUGACCAUACCAGUUCAGCGGCUUCUGGAGAGGCCUAACCCAGACGACCUGCCGCUGAGUUAUAGCCUAUGCCGUCGUCUGCCUACGGACCACGUGAGUGGCCAGCUGCAGUUCCGUGUGGACAUGACCUUUGGACAUGACGAGGGUUCUCCUGAUGCCAUGGGUUCCAUCCUGGGCUCGUCAGUGAACGGGGACCCUGGGAGUCCCUCUGAUGACGAGGACAUGCCCCAGCCCUCCUCCAGGGCCCGAGGCCCCUCCCCUACUGGGUCCGACACCUCCCUGCACAACGUAGAGGGUCAUGUGGAGAGGGAGGUGGACAUAUGGAGGGACACAGAGUGGCUGGAGGGGGAGCAAGACGCCCAAGGUCUGGCUGUCCCAGGGACCCACACCCAAAGACAGGUGUCCCUCAACGACUACCUGGAUGCCAUUGAGGCCCCAAAAGGCCCUGGAGAGCGUCCCCUUGGCGCAGCUUCGCCAAAGCUGAGGUCCAGCUUUCCCACAGACACACGGCUCAGCGCCAUGUUGCAUAUAGACUCUGAUGAGGACGAGGAGGCAGGGCAACCAAGAGACCACCUUCCGUCUGACAGGAAGCCUAUGCUGCCGCUUGAAAAUGGAGUGCAAGGAACUGGCAAGCGAGCGGCGUCGCCUGAGCAGGGCCAGGGGAAAGAGGGGCCAGGGGUGAAGAGAGGAGACGGGGACGGGGAGCAGGGAGACCAAGCUGGGCCUGAAACAGGCGCUAGGGCCGCGGCAGGAUCUGUGGCUCUGGUCAGAACCGGACCUGGGGCUGAGGCCAAGUCUGGGUCGUUUGUCGUGUCUGGUUCCAGAGCUGGUGACUCGCUAUCUCCAAUCCCUGAGUCUGGUGUGGCUGUGCAGGAGGUGGCAGAGGAGGUGGUUACAGAGGGCAGCCAGCUGCCAAAAAGCCCAGGGGGCACAGCACUUCAGGGGCCCCAUAGAAACUCACUGCCUGCUGUUCUGAAGACAUUCACUGCCCAGAAUGGAGAGAAGGAAGACCAAGUUGCGCCUAAAGCAGAGGAGGAGGCGGCGGAGUUAUCCAGUGAGGGAGGAAGUGCCAUCGCAGCUGUCACACCAACCAGGAAUGGCGUUGAUCAGGGAGGCGGGGACUCUGGCUCUGAUGUCACAGGAGCGAGGACUGCUGGCCCAUCCAACGCGGAGGAAGAGGACAGGGAGAUCUGGCAGAGGAGGCAGAGUAUGCAGGCAUCUGGGGGCGUGGCUUUGGAGGAGGGGGCGCAGCCUCCUGAGGCCGGUCAGGGUGACUCUGAAGGGGGUGGGGAGGAAGGCCCCACAGAUCAAGUCAACGGUCACCCGUCUGUCCGCUCGCUGCCUUCCGUCCGUAACGACAUCGGCCGCUACCAGAGAAUCGAUGAGCCACUUCCACCGAACUGGGAGGCCCGCAUUGACAGUCACGGUCGCAUCUUCUACGUGGACCACGUGAACCGGACCACCACCUGGCAGAGACCCACCGCCCCGCCGGCCCCGCAGGUCCUCCAGAGGUCCAACAGCAUACAGCAGAUGGAGCAGCUGAACCGCAGGUAUCAGAGCAUCCGCAGGACAAUGACCAAUGAGAGAGGGGCAGAGGAGCCCAACGCCCCUGCCGACGUGCCCCAGGAUGAGACGGACGUCACGCAACAUGCUGUCCCAGAAUAUCGUCGUGACGGCGUGGUGGCUCAAGCUAGCUCGCGUUCUCGCCUCAGUCUGCUCCUCCAGUCUCCAAGCGCCAAGUUCCUGACCAGCCCAGACUUCUUCACCGUGUUGCAUUCCAACCCUAGUGCCUACCGCAUGUUUACGAGCAACACCUGCCUGAAGCACAUGAUCAGCAAGGUGCGUCGUGACACGCACCACUACGAACGCUACCAGCACAACCGGGACCUGGUGACCUUCCUCAACAUGUUCUCCAACAAACAGCUGGAUCUACCCAGGGGCUGGGAGAUGAAGCACGACCAGACUGGCAAGCCUUUCUUUGUGGAUCACAACUGCCGAGCGACUACGUUCAUCGACCCGCGCCUCCCUCUGCAGAGCAGCGUCCGUCCCAGCAGUCUCCUGGCCCACCGGCAACACCUGACCCGGCAGCGGAGCCACAGCGCCGGGGAGGUCAGCCCGCGGCAUAUGGUGGGUGAAGACCCUCGCCACUCCUCCUCAGGCCCCCCCGUUCUGCCACGCCCCUCCAGCACCUUCAGCUCGGUGGCAAACCGGAGCCAGUACCAUGACCCGGUACCAGUGGCUUACAACGACAAGAUAGUGGCGUUUCUACGCCAACCCAACAUCUUUGAGAUCCUGCAGGAAAGGCAGGCGGAGUUCAUCAGAAACCACUCGCUCAGGGAGAAGGUGCAGCUGAUCCGUAAUGAAGGAGCCUCUGGAUUGGCCCGACUGUCAGGAGAUGCUGAGCUGGUCAUCCUGCUCAGCCUUUUUGAGGAAGAAGUGAUGUCAUAUGUCCCUCCCCAUGCCUUACUGCACCCCGGCUACUGCCAAUCACCACGGAGUUCUCCCGUGCCCUCCCCUCAGAACUCACCAGGAACGCAGCGAGCUAACGCCCGCGCUCCGGCCCCCUACAAGCGAGACUUCGAGGCCAAACUGCGUAACUUCUACCGCAAGCUGGAGACCAAGGGCUAUGGCCAGGGCCCAGGGAAGCUGAAGCUGAUCAUCCGCAGGGAUCACCUCCUGGAGGACGCCUUUAACCAGGUGAUGUGCUACUCCCGUAAGGACCUGCAGAGGAGCAAGCUGUACGUCAGCUUUGUGGGAGAGGAGGGGCUGGACUACAGCGGCCCGUCCAGAGAGUUCUUCUUCCUGGUGUCGAGAGAGCUGUUCAACCCCUACUACGGCCUGUUUGAGUACUCGGCCAAUGACACGUACACCGUGCAGAUCAGCCCUAUGUCCGCCUUCGUAGACAACCACCAUGAGUGGUUCCGCUUCAGUGGGAGAAUCCUUGGCCUGGCUCUGAUCCACCAAUACCUGUUGGACGCCUUCUUCACCAGACCGUUUUACAAGGGCCUGCUACGCAUCCUGUGUGAGCUGAGUGACUUGGAGUAUCUCGAUGAAGAGUUCCACCAGAGUCUUCAGUGGAUGAAAGACAACGACAUAGAAGACAUGUUGGACCUCACCUUCACCGUCAACGAGGAAGUCUUCGGACAGAUCACAGAGAGGGAGCUGAAGGUGGGUGGGGCCAACAUCCCUGUGUCAGAGAAGAACAAGAAGGAGUACAUAGAGCGCAUGGUGAAGUGGCGUAUCGAGAGGGGAGUGGUACAACAAACAGAAAGUCUGGUCCGCGGCUUCUACGAGGUGGUGGAUGCCAGGCUGGUGUCCGUGUUUGAUGCCAGGGAGCUGGAGUUGGUGAUCGCCGGCACUGCUGAGAUAGACCUGGCGGACUGGAGGACCCACACAGAAUACAGAGGAGGUUACCAUGACAACCACAUAGUGAUCCGUUGGUUCUGGGCAGCUGUAGAAAGAUUCAACAAUGAGCAGAGACUCAGGCUGCUGCAGUUUGUGACAGGGACAUCCAGUAUUCCCUACGAAGGUUUUGCCUCUCUCCGUGGCAGCAACGGCCCCCGCAGGUUCUGUGUGGAGAAAUGGGGCAAAGUUUCCUCUCUACCCAGGGCUCAUACUUGUUUCAACCGGCUGGAUCUCCCUCCAUAUCCUUCCUUCUCCAUGCUGUACGAGAAGAUGCUCACUGCCGUUGAGGAGACCAGCACUUUUGGCCUUGAAUGAUGACCCUUGACUUCUCACCUUUAACUUUUCAUCUUUAAACCCAUGGUUUCUCCUACCCUUCCCCUCCACCCACUACGACCUUUGACCCUGCUCUGAACUAUAGAACCAAAGCAGUAGAUGAACCUCAAGAGGAUUUAGACGGGUGACUGACUGACUAUUCUGGUUCUGACCCGUAAUACACCAUCAAACCGUUGAACAGACCUGGACCAGACUGAUGAUUGUUAGGGUUGUGCAUUGCCUACCCAAAUUAGACGGCGCACGCCCUAAACGCACUUGAUACUUCAUUGGACCAAUGGACCAUUGUCUCGUAACUUAAAACCCCAAUCAAUCACAAUGAUUAAGACUUGGAUUUUGAAUGAUGCUGGUUAUCUGGCUUUUCCUGGAGCGGAAAUGAACCAUGCAGCUUUUAAAGAGCUUUGCUUCUCAGAGGCAGAGGGCGGGGUACAAGCUGGGACCAGAAACAGACAGGAAGUUGCAUAUGAGGUCUGUUUUUUUUUUGGAGAGGGGUGAAAGACCAGAGUGUUAAGAAAAAUAUUGUGCUUUGGCCACACCUCUUGUCCUGUCAGGGAGGAAAUGAACUAAUCAAGUUCCAUCUUUGUGGCCCGGGACCUUGUAAAACACUCUGUCAGGCAUGUUCUAAAAUUCUAGAACAGAACACGGAAGUAACCUUCUCAUGAUGUGAUGGUUUUCAGUAAGAUAAAUCUAAAACUGGAUAUCUGUAAAGUUUUUUGUUUAUCUGCGAUGUGAAUUUUGUAAAAGCCACAAAUGGUGAUAUGGUUUUGAAUGUACUCACUGAUAUCAUGAUGAUGCGCUUGGAUGUGUCGUUUUUCUAGUUCUCUUAAUGACUCAGUUUGUGAAUACUCUAAAAUGGCUGCCUCAUUCUUAAAUUUCAGGGCAAGCUAUUAACAGCAGGAAUAACCAAACUCACCUUUGGUUUGUUAAAAGAAGACAUUAGAAUGAGUUGGCUUUCCCAUCAUGUAAAAAACUUUUACUCUCACUUUCAGUGUUUUAGUUAUUGUCAUUGUUAGUAUGAGAUUGUCUUUGUUGCUUUAUCACUGAACCACACUGCCAGACUUAAAAGUUCACCAAACUUUCUCUAAUACAUUUGUUUGUUGCUCUUGUUUUAACGUACUUAACUGUGAUUAUUUAUCUUCUACUUUUGAACUUGGUGUACAUUUAUAAUUAUUACCACCUUAUUUAAUAUGUUGUUAUAAUCUGCCCCUGUGGGUUGUGACAGUGAUGGGACAUCAUACACCGGACAGUUCUAUCAAGACAAGGAUUGUGACACAAUGGUAGAUGUUAUUUUUCCCAUGACCCUGACAGUGAAAGUAAUCAACCUAGUGAUGAACAGCAUGCAUGUCAAGACACACACACACACACACACACAACCGUACUACAUGUAUUUCACUGAUCUUUGUUUGAUGGUGAGAUGAGUUGAAGGAAUGAUAGCUACAUAGGGAACCAUGACCACAUGUUUUUCAGUAGUCAUACACAAUUAUAGGUUCCCACAGGGACAUGCAAAUACACUGCCUGUUUUGACUAAAAAAAAAAAGAUAAUUUUAUACUCAUAUCUACUGUGCAAAGAAGUUAAAGAAUUAUGAACAAUCGUACGAAGGCUCAUAGAAACAAACACACAUAUACAUGCGUCAUGUUUCUUUGUGCUCACUAUUUCUGUCAUAUUCUGCGUUUGUUUGCCCUCUGAUAGAAACACGUCCUGAUCUCAGGUCCCAUUCCAGGUCGCCUUUAUUCCAGUCAUGUUGCAGGCUGAGCAUCUCCUCAUAUUUGUCCCACCUGCAAACCCUAUUAACAUUAUUCCUGAGACGUGAAGAAAUUGCUGCCAGGCCGCGUGACGGAAUAUAUGAGUAGUGCAUCCGUUGCAACAAAUAAGACACGGAGCCCCACCCAAUCGCCUCCCAGCGGUCACAGCCCCUGUCUGUGUAUAAUGUAGCCAACAGAAGGAAAGUAAGGGACGGAAACGUAAUAACUUCCAGUGUUUUCUGACAUCAUUCUGGGCCCUGCGGUCAGUGAGACAGGGGGCAGAUAUAUUAUGCUUUAUGGUAGGUGUGUGCACACUGACAGUGGCAUUGUGGUAAUAAUGUACAAGAACGGGGAUGGCAUGCAAGGAAAAAGAAAGUUUUUACUUGCUGACAGUAUAUCUUCUGGUCAUUCUGUCUCCCUCUCUGCAACUGAAUGUUUUAGCUGUGGCUAUGUAUUUGCACUGACUAUACCAAAUGUUUUGAGGCUUUAAUUUGGUCUUUUGAGGCUAUCCAUCUAAGUCUCUGUCUCUCAGCCUUUAUUGUCAUCACAAUAACAACAUUACCGAGCAACUGAUUCAGCCCACUACUUUUUUACUCACAGGAACACUUUGACUACUACAUAUUGUGCAUACUACCACCUGGCACCUUUGUGACCAAUUUGAAAGUUGCAUCCAUGUUUCAGUUGUUCUUACCUUUUUGUACUGGAAUGUUCCAUCUGUUCCUCUCCGGUUGGGUGGCUGUCUCCCUGGCCCUGUGAUGGGAUGGGGGGGUUGGGUUCAAGGCUGUGUCUUUGUCAGAGCUCCACUCUAUGCAAAGCUUUUUUCCCCAAGUCACUAUCAUGAUUGUAUUAAAAAAAAAA